AUGAAGUGGAUGAACGCUGAGGAGGUGAUCCGCAGGGCCGAGACGCCUCUCUUCUGGGUCGGCGCGCUCACCGUGGCCUCUCUGGCGCUGUGGCUGCUCUACAGGCUGCUCUCAGGCUUCAGGAUCUGGGUCUUGGGGAAUGGGCAGCUGCUCUCUCCGAAGCUGGGCAAAUGGGCAGUUGUGACAGGAGCUACAGAUGGAAUCGGGAAAUCCUACGCCGAGGAGUUGGCCCGGAGGGGAUUUGCGAUGAUGCUGAUCAGCCGCUCCCAGGAGAAGCUGGACGAUGUGGCCCGGUCCCUCGAGGAGCAGCAUAAAGUGGAGACCAGGACCAUUGCUGUCGACUUCGGCAAGACGGACAUCUACCCGAAAAUCGAAGCAGGGCUGUCUGGUCUGGAAAUCGGUGUCCUGGUGAACAAUGUCGGCGUGUCGUAUCCCUACCCUGAGUAUUACCUGCACAUUCCUGAUCUGGACAACUUCAUCACAAACACCAUCAACGUCAACAUGACCUCAGUGUGCCAGAUGACGCGCCUUGUGCUGCCCAGAAUGGUUGAGAGGUCCAAAGGGGUCAUCCUCAACAUCUCCUCGGCCAGCGGCAUGUACCCCGUCCCUCUGCUCACGGUCUACUCUGCAACCAAGGCCUUUGUGGAUUUCUUCUCCCGAGGCCUUCAGGAGGAGUACAGGCGCCAGGGCAUCAUCAUCCAGAGUGUGCUGCCCUUCUUUGUGGCCACCAAAAUGACUCGCAUCAGGAAGCCCACCCUGGAUAAGCCCACCCCUGAGCGCUAUGUGGCCGCUGAGCUCACCACUGUGGGUCUGCAGAGCCAGACCAACGGCUACUUUCCCCAUGCCGUCAUGGGUUGGGUGACCACCAGGCUGGUGCCGAGCAGCAUCGUCAUCUUCCUCGGAGCUCAGAUGAACCGUCGGCAGCGUACGGGAUACCUCCAGAGGAGGAAGCUGCGGGAGCAGAAGAACGGCGUGAGCUUCAAGAACGAGUAGGGAAACCGGCGUCUGCGCAGGCGGCCUCACAAGAAAGGAAGAGGGAGCGAGACGCGCGAUCCUCCGGGGCUGCCUGCCGUUUCACCCGCGUGCCUGCAGUCAGCACGCACAUCGGAGCAUGUGUGGCAACUUUCAGUUAAAAACUGCGAGCUGAUGUUAUUUGUCGAUGGAGAAAUAAUGUCCAAGAAGUCGGCAGGUGAAACAAAAAAAUCUGCUCUGAGAGAAGGACAAUCUUUGUUUUUGUUUUUGUUUUUUGUCAGUGAGAGAGUGGAAAUAUUACAACCAAAAAGUAGAGUGAUUUGUUAACCCUGCUGUUGUAAGCAGUGGAGAAUGGUGGUGGGCGUCUUUUUAUAUAUUUGUAUGUAUAAUUAUUUAUUUUUAUUUGUAUGAACACAUGAGCCAAACCCAGACUGGCUUUCGACCCUGUACUGUUUACAAAUCACUGCGAUUUUUAAAGAUGGCACCAUCUGCUUUCUUUCAUGCCAGUUUUCUUGCAUCACUGAGCUGAUUAUGCAUCACUUCCUCUUCUCCAAAUAAUAUUGUUUGUAUAAAUAACAUUUUGUGGUGGGUUCUUUAUGCACCAAAGAAAAACUUUUUCAAAGCCAAAGUUUGUCAUAGCUUUAAAGUGCCUUUCAAUUUAAAGUGCCUUUUAAUGCUAGGAGCGAUCAGGUUCAUUGAUGAGGUACUCGGUGGGUUUUUUUUGUAUUAUUAAAGAAUGUAAUAAUUGGGUGCUGUGUCAGUUUGAACUGUUCAUUUGCUGUGUUUUCAGCCUCCUAGUGCAAAUUGUUUGGAGAGGCACCCGACUGUCUCGGUUUAUCGUGUAGCAAAUGUUCCUCAUUUUGAAAGAUUUUAAAUUCACUCUUUGAUACGGACUAGUUCAGACCACCAGACGCUUGCAAGGAUUUGCUCUUGUUCCUAACUUUGUACCCCAGAUGACAUGGACUGAUCUGUGUCUGAACCAAGCAUCUUUAUGAGUGUUUUUCCUUUCUAGAUUAUUUUAUGUGCUUGAAAAAUUGAAUUUCUUCAUGUAAAAUUUGCAACAGCAUCCAUCAUGCUGAUGACAAAUUGUUUUCUACUGUUUGUUAAUAAAAGCUUUGGUCAAAAACUGUA
This is a messenger RNA of Salarias fasciatus (jewelled blenny), 2103 nucleotides long. RefSeq names its product hydroxysteroid (17-beta) dehydrogenase 12a (gene hsd17b12a). The record is from RefSeq and is a predicted model, not a curated record. NCBI's taxonomy places the organism in Eukaryota, Metazoa, Chordata, Actinopteri, Blenniiformes, Blenniidae. Gene Ontology annotation, molecular function: oxidoreductase activity. The transcript has 11 exons. The coding region runs from base 1 to 993 and encodes 330 amino acids. Gene Ontology annotation, cellular component: endoplasmic reticulum.